Venustampulla echinocandica is the source of this 1599-nucleotide messenger RNA. RefSeq lists its product as uncharacterized. The record is from RefSeq and is a predicted model, not a curated record. The transcript has 3 exons. The coding region runs from base 1 to 1599 and encodes 532 amino acids. Lineage: Eukaryota; Fungi; Ascomycota; Leotiomycetes; Helotiales; Pleuroascaceae.
AUGGAGGCCUCUCACGCCGCAUUUUCGCAAUAUUACCACUUUGUUCCGCGAUUCAUUCUUAAAAAUUUUGCCCAUCCAUACAUGCCCCAAAAGGCUGGCUCACCUAACUCGAUAAACCGUCCAAAUGGAGAGCUUGGAAAAAAGAUGUACCGUGGCGACCCUGUCGUUAACUGCCUCAACCUCUCUUCUGAAACGCCAGAAAUCAUAGAGACACCGGUGAAGCGCGUUCUUGGCCAGACGGACAUGUAUCGGGACACUACCAAACCCGAUGCAGAGCAAUAUCUCAUAGAGGAGAAGCUUAGCCGACUCGAGUCCGAAGCCAGUGCUAUCUUCCGCAAGAUUACGAAGUCUUUCGAUGAACGCCAUCGCGGCCUCUGGCUUACACGCAACGAGCGGAAUCUCAUCCGAAAAUUUAUCUUGCUCAUGAAAUACCGAGGAUCGACCUUCUAUCAGCGCUUUUAUCACGAAACUACGACAGGUUACGAUGCCAACGACAGAGAUAGGCUACUUGAAUAUAUGCGGGAGAAGGGCUUCGAAAGGCCUAUAGACGUCUGGCUUGAUAACAUCAAAACUAUCAUCGACUUGAAGAUGGAUGAUGAGUUGAAGUGGGUAUCAGAACUCCCUAAACGGAUGUAUCCAGAUGAUGCCAUGUGGGUUAUACUCAAUUGCCUGUCCAUGUAUAUGGCUAUUUGCACCCCAUCUAAUCCCAAGGACGAGUUUAUCCUUACCGACAACAGCUACCACGUAUUCGAGGGCCCGGGUCGCAUCGGGAUUGAUGUAAACACUGGGAAGACUCAAGAAAUAGUAUGGACUAAUUUCCACGAGUUUUCUCCGGUAUCCCCGAAACUUAUGAUUGUGCUUCGAAGCUUUUUACUGCCCUCGCCACUGGAAGAUGCUAACCCGAAAGUGAAGGCCCAUCGAGAUAUGUGUAGGUCUUUAGCAGUGGAGAAUAAUUUUGAAAGCGGCACCAAUUCUGUGCUAGCCGAUCUACCUAUCGAGAAAGCCCGUAACAACUAUACAGAGAUCCUGAACGGUGGGUGUCAGUUUAUCCCGCAUGAAGACGGCUCUCUACGACAGAACCACAAGUUCUUCUUCAGCUUUUUCCCCAUCGACACCAACCACGUCAACAAGAUCAACGGGAUAUUUCUGGAUAACGCAAGCGCCUCCAACAAUGUGAUCGGGAAGCAUGUUACUAGUGCCUCCGGGGACCCGCGACUCUGUUGCCUGAAGAAGCUGGCGGCAGUGUUGAAACAAAUGGGCUCAAACAAGGAUCCUGUCUGGGAAGAAAUCCCCUUCCCAGAGCUGGACAACGACGAAAAGAAUCCGCUCACGGUGAAUGAGCUCAGACAACUACUGGUGCAGCUCCUUCCGGACGAUAAUCCCACCGAAUUCAUGAAGGUUUACAAGACGCUAGGCGGGUCAAAGCUGACACUUGUCAAAGAUAUGGAACAGGCUCAAUUAAUGCUGAAGUUGCGGAUUAAUAUCGACGUGUGGUCACGCGGAAUUGACGAGCGCUUGCGUCAGACAAAUCGCGAUGUCCUCCUUGAUACAUAUCUCCAGUUUCCACCGCAUGGAGUAUGGCUCUACCUAAAGCACUAG